Messenger RNA from Armigeres subalbatus, 2546 nucleotides. It is a transcript of the gene fws, whose product is annotated as conserved oligomeric Golgi complex subunit 5. Gene Ontology annotation, cellular component: COG complex. Lineage: Eukaryota; Metazoa; Arthropoda; Insecta; Diptera; Culicidae. Bases 154 to 2445 code for a protein of 763 amino acids. The record is from RefSeq and is a predicted model, not a curated record. The transcript has 5 exons. Gene Ontology annotation, biological process: intra-Golgi vesicle-mediated transport.
AACGUGUAACGUUGUAGUCGUGGCUUUCCUGAUGGCUUUCAUAAUAAAUAUGUUUACCUAGUUUGAAGAAAAAAACUCAUUUAUAUUGUCUGUAAUUGAUUCAAAAUUGAAUACCUAUAGGAUAUUUUUCCAAAUUUUAAUAUAAUUUUCAUUAUGGAACACGUUGAAAGAGAUAUUUGCGACAGCAUGCAUAAUGAUGAUUUCUUCCGGAUUUUCCUGGAAGAUCGACAUGAUGCCAAGGCGGAUCUCUCCGCAGUAAUGACUAUCUCGGAGCAGAUAGCAAAGUUGUCCGAAGGUUUGGAGCAAAUUUCGACCCAACUGCAAACACAGGUCCGCGGGCAGUACGGAGCGCUGUUGUCACAAGCGAAUCAUGCAGGCCGGCUCAACGCGGCCAUCAGUUCUAUUUCAGGCCACAUCGAUUCAUUGCAGCAUAGCGCCGAUCGGUUGAAAAAACAAGUGAACGUUCCUUACGACCAACUGGAAACCCAAACUAAAAUCCUGGGACGAUUGCAUGAGGCUUCACAUGUGCUGCGUCAAAGUGGACGAUUUCUACAAAUUUACAAAGCGCUUGACAAGGCAACGGAGCUACCGGAACAAGCUCGGAUUGUUUUUGAGCUUGAAAGUGUCAUGGAGGAUGUUGACCUCAGUCAAAUAGAAUUCUUGAAGGAAGAAAUCGCUACGAUGUCUACUAUCAAGGCCCGUCUUUUGAAGGUGGCCAAUAGAGAUUUAUUCCAAGGCAUUCAAAACACCAAGGAAGAAGAAACGAAAAAUUGUUUAAAAAUUUUCCUCAACUUAAAAACACUGGCGAAGUGUUUAGAAAACAUUUCUGCAACAUACCAACGUUACAUCAGAGACUCUAUUAAAGAAUGCUAUGCAGCAUCAGAUAUUGGCAAACUGCGCAAGCAAGAACCACUAGGCGCUAAUAACAAAGUCAAGAGUGAUCGAACGCAAUCCAAGGGUCCGGGGAAGGCCCCCGUAUUGACCAGUUCGAAUCAUUUCCGGACAAAACUGUGGCAAGCAUUGGAAUGGUUGUUUCUGGAUGAGUUUUAUAGCUACUGUCAACAAAUAUCAUUCCUACAGCGAUGCUUACUUGGCUUACCAUUGUCGGAGGAUUGUCUUUCAAUGGCAAAAACGAUUAGCAAAGACUUUUGGUAUAAAUUGGAGAAACAACUGGUUGAGUCGUUCACUAAUGCGCAGCCUCAUGUAUAUCAAGCGCUCCAGCAGGGUCUUCCAAAAAUGCUUUCCGUAGCACGUGCUUUGGAGAAAAAAAUCGACAACAAUUUCGUGUUUGCCGAUAAAACAUUUGUAGCCUUAGAGGCAGGUUAUUUGGAGAAAUGCGCGAAUAACUUGAAGGUUGUGCUGUUGGACAUUGAUUUCCCUAACCAGGAAGUGAUCGAUAGCGUAGUGAGAGUAGCUUCAACAGAACUCAACGCAGCUAUUGUUGAUGACCGAUUAACAGGACAGGUGACGAAUGUUAUUUGUGCAUCGAACCAAGAUUUAUGGAACAGAAUCGAACGCAAUGUGAAACUUGGUGGCGAUACCCAACAGGUUCUUGACAACCCGAAUGCAUCACAAUCGCAGAAUAUUACAUUGGCCAAUGUAGUGCAUUAUCAUCAUGAAGCCAUAUGCCGAUUGAUUCAAAAUCUGGGUACAAACUUCGCCAACACUGAAGCAGCAGAACAGCUGAGAAAAAGCCUCAACGAAGGUCGCACUAUAACCCUUGCUAUCAUGCAACAACUGAUAGCUUCAAUUCAUUCAGCCGUUAAUAUAAUUCUGCUCAGCAUGCAUCGCGAGCCGGGACUCAACACGACAUCGAUUUCGACCGCUGGACCAUCCUUUUACAUGAAGGAGCUACAAGAUUUUUUGAUACGUUCGUGGAAUUCCCACAUUCUGCCGUUCGCCGACAAGUCAGUGAUUGAUGAGAGUGGACAUCAUUUGGCUGCUCGUUGCAUAGAACUUUUCGUGCAAAAUGUGUCGAUUCUGCGACCAAUCUCGAGCUCCGGUAGACAAAGGAUUAAGGCCGAUUGUCAUUAUUUGGAACUAGCGUUAAAACCUAUUGUACCGGAUUUGGCAGUUUUGGGAAAAAGCUUUCGUUUAUUAAGAGCCAUGGCCUCGCUUCUAACUGUUUCCGCCGAAGAGCUGGUACGGCACACUUCAGAGGCUGGCGGUAUUGUGCCACCUCACAUUGUAUUGUUCAUGCUGUUCAGCUUUGCCGGGCCAGAACUGGCCAGUCCGCACGUUACAGCUGGAUGGUCCAACGAGAAGCUGAUUCAAUGGUUGGAGUCGCAUUCGUCUGAGCGUGAAAAGUUAGAACUGAUUACAGGAGCUUUACAAAAAUAUAGAACACUCGUUCGACAGAAGAACAUCUCGCAAUACGAUGUAGUAUAUCCGCUAAUUGCUAGUUAUUUAGAUGAAUCACUGAAAAAUGUUUCUUCUAAGCAAUAAUGUAUUAAUUUUAACAUACACCUACUAUUAGUAGUUUACAAAUAAUAUCAAAAUAAAUAUUCUGAAAAUUCAAUAAAGAUUAGUAUAGACAAAGCAUCAAA